UUCCAUAGAAUCCAACGCUACCUAGAAAAAAGGAAUAAAAUAAUUCCAAUCCUUUUUUCCAAACAAAAAAAAACCCAACCCAAUCCCCACCGACUACACGAAAUCAAACUCCCCUUCAAACUCUGCAAAUUCCCCAAAAAACAACAAAAGAACCCCAAAUUCCUCCUCCAUCCGAAACGAUGAUGCACAUGACCUUUUACUGGGGCCGAAGCGUCACCAUCCUCUUCGAUUCAUGGCAGACCAAUUCCUGGCCGGGCUACUUCCUCUCUCUCCUCGCCCUCUUCCUCUUCGGCGCCUUCUACCAGUACAUGGAGGAGCGCCGCCUCCGAUUGAAGCUCCUCUCCGUUGCCAAACCCCCUCCAUCCUCCGCCGCCGAGACUCCUCUCCUGAACAAGCUCAGCGGCCGCCGCUUUGGGCCCUACCAGCUCGCCGGAUCGGUCCUAUUCGGAGUCAAUUCUGCGAUCGGGUACUUCCUGAUGCUGGCGGUGAUGUCGUUCAACGCCGGCGUGUUCAUCGCGGUGGUGGUCGGGCUCGCCGCGGGAUACCUGGCGUUCCGCGGCGGCGAUGAGGAAGUGGUGGUGGUUGACAAUCCCUGCGCCUGCGCUUGAUUUGGAUUUGGUGGAUUGAGGUGUGUUGGUAUUGGAAUCGAUUGAGAUCGGAUCGUCUUUGAUUGAUUUGGUCUUUUUUGGAUUUCUUUUGUAUUUGGCGAUUUGGGGAUAGGGUUCCGAAAUUGUAUCCUUUUUAAUCUACCUAUGUUUCUUAAUUUGAAAAAAAAAACACUGAAUUUAGUUUGGAUCUGUGUAUUCAUGUAAUUCAUAUAGGGAAAUUAUGUGUAAUUUUUAUGCGUAACUUAUAAGUUUGACAUAGUUUAAUUAUGUGAUUCACAAUAUAA
This is a messenger RNA of Salvia splendens (bonfire salvia), 892 nucleotides long. Its product is annotated as copper transporter 5.1. Gene Ontology annotation, cellular component: plasma membrane. The transcript has a single exon. The coding region runs from base 180 to 608 and encodes 142 amino acids. NCBI's taxonomy places the organism in Eukaryota, Viridiplantae, Streptophyta, Magnoliopsida, Lamiales, Lamiaceae. Gene Ontology annotation, molecular function: copper ion transmembrane transporter activity. Gene Ontology annotation, biological process: copper ion transmembrane transport. The record is from RefSeq and is a predicted model, not a curated record.